AAGAGGAAAAUUCGUUGGGCUCCGGGAUGAUAUGCGCUGGGCGGAUUGAGCCCCACGUGAACCACUACGUUCAGGAGAAAUGCGCUGGGCGCAGGGCGCUAAGAGGAUUUGACAGUGCAUACACCCUUCCUAUUGCAAAAGAUCAGUUGGGCGCAGCUCGU
Sphenostylis stenocarpa is the source of this 161-nucleotide messenger RNA. NCBI's taxonomy places the organism in Eukaryota, Viridiplantae, Streptophyta, Magnoliopsida, Fabales, Fabaceae. The record is from the annotation of a GenBank genome assembly.